Messenger RNA from Pseudogymnoascus verrucosus, 1089 nucleotides. RefSeq lists its product as uncharacterized. The coding region runs from base 214 to 1002 and encodes 262 amino acids. NCBI's taxonomy places the organism in Eukaryota, Fungi, Ascomycota, Leotiomycetes, Thelebolales, Thelebolaceae. The record is from RefSeq and is a predicted model, not a curated record. The transcript has a single exon.
AUUAACAAUGAUCUUAUUCGUUAACUAAACCGCUGUCGAACUUGCAAUUCUUUUCAACGCGAUACUCAUGUUCUGCAACAACAUCUCCAAUAAAGGUUCGCGCCAAUCUACCACAGACCUCGAUAUCAACACCGAAUCGAGGAAACCAAGUGAAGUCUUGUUAUUAAACGCGUUCUUUAUUGUGUACCCGAGGGCCUCACGCCCGCCAAAGCUAUGCAUCUUACCAAGGUCGAGAUCUUGAAUCAAGAUAUAGAUCCCGAGGGCAACACACCCAGUUAUUACAGAAUGCUGGUGAACAAAAAGCACUUCAAGUACAUCACCAUCGAUCCAGGAAUCUACGAAGUCGACGACCUAUGUUUCCCACCAAUCCUCCUAGAAAAGUUGCCGCCAUUUCCCGAAGGCGACUGGAACUGUGGUCGCAUCUCGCAAACGGCGGGAAGUCCAACGCCAUUCUUCGCAGAGACCUUCAAGGAAAAUCUCCCUUCAAUCAAUCCACUGUGGCACUCAAAGUUCUACCCAUACCUAUCCUUUGAAAUCGGAGAAAGACUCAGGUCGAACGUCUACAUGGCAUCUUCCCCACAAUUCGAGAAACCAAUAGUCGCCAAAUUUGCGAGAUUCCACUGGGAGAUCGGGUACUACAUCGCCGAGACUCAAGCGUAUUCAUGGAUAGAGGGCCACAAUAUCGGGCCGGAGUUCUUAGGGUACUUAACUGAAGAUGGACGGGUUAUCGGAUUCCUCAUCGAAUAUGUUGAAGGUCACCACGCUACGAUCUCGGACCUUCCUGCCUGUGAGGCCGUUGUCAGACGAUUGCAUGGAUUGGGAGUCCUUCAUGGCGAUUUAAACAAGCACAACUUCUUGAUUUCGGAAAGGGGCGCAAUUCUCAUUGAUUUUGAGACGGCAAAGCAGUCGGAGAAUAACGAGGUUAUGGAAAGGGAAGUGGAGGGAUUAAAAGGGCAGUUGUUGGACGAGUCUGGUAAUGGUGGAGUGGUUCUGGAGGCUUAAGAAGUGGUGAUGAGGAACCGAUUCUCCGCCACUAUGGCCUGUAAAUGUAGCAGAAAGCCUAUAAUGAUCAACUUACAGUUUGUAACG